Messenger RNA from Homarus americanus (American lobster), 4547 nucleotides. Its product is annotated as villin-1-like. Lineage: Eukaryota; Metazoa; Arthropoda; Malacostraca; Decapoda; Nephropidae. The coding region runs from base 104 to 2614 and encodes 836 amino acids. Gene Ontology annotation, molecular function: phosphatidylinositol-4,5-bisphosphate binding; actin filament binding. The record is from RefSeq and is a predicted model, not a curated record. Gene Ontology annotation, biological process: actin filament severing; barbed-end actin filament capping; actin polymerization or depolymerization. Gene Ontology annotation, cellular component: actin cytoskeleton; cytoplasm. The transcript is spliced from 20 exons.
GCCCUGUUUGACAGAGGUGAGGCAGUGGCCCUGCGGACCCCCUGGCUUCCGCACGCUGCCUGUCUCUUCUUACCUCCCACCACAUCACACAACACAACACAGGAUGGGUGACCCCGUGCAGGACCCCGCCUUCAACAUCAUCCCCAAGAACUCCACUUGCUUCAUCAUCUGGAGGGUCGAGAACCUGGAGCUGGUGCCUCUGAAGCGUGACGACUAUGGCAAGCUCCACAAAGGUGACUCCUACGUCAUCCUCUCCGCCUCAGAGUAUGGCAAGCCAGCAGGGAUGGCGGACGUCCCUCACCCGCCACGCGGCCCCCUCGACAUCCACAUCCACUUCUGGCUGGGAUCUGAGACGAGCACGGACGAGGCUGGGGUCGCGGCCAUCAAAACAGUGGAGCUGGACAACAUGCUUGGGGGAGGACCCAUCCAACACCGGGAGACGGAGGGCGCCGAGAGCAAGAGGAUGCUCUCUUACUUCAAGAACGGCAUCAGGUUGAUGAGCGGAGGGGUAGCAUCAGGCCUGAGGAAGGUGACAGACGACUUCGAACCUUCCCUCUACCACGUCAAGGGCAAGAGAACCACCAUCGUCAAGCAGCUACCCGAGAUCACCUGGUGUGGCAUGAACGACGGUGACGUGUACGUUCUGGACACUAAGGAUAUCAUCUAUGUGUGGACGGGACGCAACAGUAACAACAUGGAGAAGCUGCAGGGUGCCAAGUUCGCCUCAACACUGCGUCAGGAGCACGGGGGCGGGGCAGUGGUGGUGGUGGAGGACGGCCAGGAGAGUGUGCUUCAAGACCUGGAGCGGAAGACCUUCGAGAAGCUUCUCCCACUCAACAACAAACAGCUCACCCCGGCCUCUCAAGCGCCCAAAGACGAGUCUGUGGCCCGCCGCGUGUGCGAGGAAUUGAAGUUGUUCCGGUGUAGUGAUGAGUCUGGGACCCUGAAGGUGGUGGAGGUGAAGAACGGCCCGCUGUCUCAGUCAGACCUCAACUCUCAGGACUCCUUCAUCAUCGACAACGGCCAGGACGGCAUCUGGGUGUGGGUGGGCAAGAAGGCCACACAAAAGGAGAGGGAAGAGGCACUCAGGAACGCCCAGGGCUUCGUCACCAAGAAGGGUUAUCCAGCCAGCACACAAGUAGCUCGCGUGAUCGACAACGGGGAACCACCAGAGUUCAAGACGCUCUUCAAGGACUGGAAGGACAAGGACCAAAGUCGGGGGUUCGGUAGACAAGCCUCCACAAACAAGAUCGCCACUACAGUACAGACCAAGUUUGACGCCACCUCCCUCCACUCCCAGCCUGAGAUAGCUGCCAAGACACAGAUGGUUGACGAUGGUUCAGGGCAGAAGGAAGUGUGGAGGGUGAAGAACUUCGAGCUGAUCGCCGUGCCAGAGGACAAGUUCGGAGAGUUCUUUAUGGGCGACUGUUAUAUCAUCCUCUACGCCUACCUGGAGGGCAACUCCGAGCACUACAUCGUCUACUACUGGCUUGGUUCCGACGCCAGCCAGGACGAGGUGGGGACGGCGGCGCUGAAGACGGUGGAGCUGGACGACAGGCUGCAGGGCCGAGCCGUCCAGGUGAGGGUAGUGCAGGGGAAGGAGCCGCCACACUUCAUGGCCAUCUUCGGUGGCAAGAUGGUCGUCUUUGAGGGAGGCUAUGCCUCAUCUUUUGAUGGUGCAGAUGCGAGGGACGAGGGCCACAAGUCUUCCUACAUGUUGCAGGUCCGAGGAACUACCAGCCACAACACCAAGGCUGUAGAGGUAGACAAGCGGGCCGGCUGCCUCAACUCCAACGACUGCUUCAUCAUAGGCACGCACCAGAUGACGUAUGUGUGGUGCGGCAAGGGCUCGACCGGCGACGAGAGGGAGAUGGCCAAAUCUUUCGCUACGGGCAGAGGCGAGAGUGUGAUCGUCUCUGAAGGGUACGAGAAGGAAGACUUUUGGAAGGUGUUAGGAGGGAAGGAGGUUUACGCCAGCUCAACCAGGUUGAAGGAAGAACAGUCCUCAAAUGCACCAAGACUCUUUCAAUGUUCCAAUGCUUCCGGUGUCUUCAAAGCCGAGGAGGUGAUCAACUUCUCGCAGGGUGACCUCAUGGAGGAUGACGUGAUGGUCCUCGACACUUGGGACUCCAUCUUCCUCUGGAUCGGUCAUUCCUCCAACAAGGACGAACAGAAAGCGGCGGACGCUCUGGCGAUUGAAUACCUGCGGACGGACCCCGCUGGCCGAGAGAAGGGCACUCCCAUCAUCAAGAUCAAACAGGGCUUUGAGCCACCCAAUUUCACCGGCUUCUUUGGUAUCUGGGACAACGACCUCUGGAACGACAACAUGACGUACGCGGACAUCUGUGAACGUUUGGAGGAGGCGGCCCCAGGAGCCACCGUCCUGGUUACUUCAUCGUCUUCUGGAGGAUCCUCAGGUAGACGAACCUUCCCACUGGCUACACUCCGGGAGAAGGACUCAGAGAAGCUCCCAUCGGAGGUAGACCCCGUUCACAAGGAGGACUUCUUGUGUGACGGAGACUUCAAGAUGGUGUUCGGGGUGGAUCGUGACGACUUCAGCUCCAUCCCGCAGUGGAAGCGAAACAACCUCAAGAAGAAGGCGGGGUUGUUUUAAGCCUCGAGGACCAUGGUCAUCAUCCACCAGAACUCGACAAGUCAACAACUGCCAAGGGCACAGGAACAAGAUGGGCAGCUUAUGACCUUCGUGUAUAUAAUAAUGGCAGGAAGGAGGAAGUAGACAUAUACAUGUAAUAAAAAAACUGGCCUGAAUGUAUGAGAGAUAGACGUGUUGACAUACUUAAAACAAGUGCAAAGUAAAAUAAAAAAAAUAAUAAAGGUAAUAAAUGUACUGGCAUAAAAUAUAUACAAAAUCUGAGAAAAGGGAAACGGGUGGUAUGAUGGGCCAAAAUGAACACCAGUUAAAGACGCCGCUACACUAGCACCUUUUGUCAGUUUAUUGCAUAAAUUUUCUUAACAUUUUCAAAUUUCUGAGCGCCCCGUUAAGCACGCACAGAGAACUAGCACGCCAGUCUUUCUGCGUUCGUCAAUUGUAAACAAAGAAGAUGGCGUUGUAUGCCUUCCUCUUAUUAUUAUUUUUUUUUUUUACUGUAUCUAUCGUCCCUUGGAUUCCACAGGCAACGAUGAGAUUUAAUAUUGUCUAUCAUAUAUUCUUCGGACAGGUGUGUUCACACAGGAAUAGAUAGGCCGUGAAGACGUUGAACACGUCUCAAUGCAAACAAACAUCAGCUGUAAUUAUAAAUAUCAACAAUAAAAAAAUACCCCUAAGAAAUUUAUUAAAAAUGCGAUACUGAAUGUUUUUAAACUCGAAUUUAGUUAUUUUAUGUGGUUCGAUAUUUUAUAUAAAUAUAUUCAUUGUCGAAUAUAGAUCUUCACUUGACCACAGAAAUUGGCGCAAGCCAGACAGGAGGAAACGAUAUGUUUCGUGUGAGCGAGACGGGCUAGAAAAUGUGACAAUUCACGGAAAUAACGACGGAAAAAUAUCAAGUGUAACGCGACCUUAAGACAACCACAACAACAACGUUUAAAGAGAACUGAGGGGGCCACUAUACCGACAGGCAAGUCUUGUAGUUAUAUAACGACUGAAUAUUUCACGACAUAUCUUAAUUUUAUGUUUUAUAUUUAUGAAGGUCAAUUAUUACUUAUGAAGAACUCAAAAUUUCUGCAUUUUCUAGUAGAUUUAAAAACUACACACUUAUUUUCGUGCACUGAUGCAUAUAGCCAUCAAUAAUCGACGAGACAUUAGAGUAAGAACACUAACUGUACAAAAACAGCUGCAGACGUGACGGAACAAUAUACGAGUAGUCAAAUAUUGUAACUUACUCGAGAACAGUGCCAGAAUGGACCGUAAAAUUAAACUAUUUAGAAUUUUGGAUAAGAUACUCAACCUUGAGAAAAAGUCUACCGGUCAAGUGCAGUCAGACAUUAGUAAACAUGAAAAAGAAACUAUUAAUACUAAUUUUCUCAUAGUAAGGAGUUUCAUGACGCAAAGGAAAUUUGCCUGUUGAAUUCUAUUCCAAAUGAAACUCGUUUGAUCAGAUUGUUUUCUUUAAAUUUAAUAAAUCGUUAGCGUGUACUGAGGACUGUAAGUUAUUUUGUGGUAUGAUUUAGAUGUUUGUUAUGUUAUUGGCGGAGUGUCGGUAAUCCAGUGGGUUGAGACUUGACCGCCGUUACACGAGGGUUUUAUGAGAGGUUCUGGAGUAUAGUAUACUGUCGUAAAGGUUCCAAUUUAUAUUUCCUGCAUUUCUAUAAAAGUAUCCUAAACCUCCUUUAAAAAUUAUAUAUACUUAAGGAUCCACUUUUUUUUUCAUUAAAAUUUUACAUUAUUAACGGAGGAACGUUCAAUACUAAGCUGAGGGGCAAGGACGAGGCAGGUGUGUCAAAGAAAUAUUUUGAAAUUACAGGUGUAUUUGGUAAAGAGCGAGUGUCCUAUUGAGAGACUUGCGUCUUUAUGCCGCCAUGUUUAUUCAUUGAAUCCAGGUAAAAAAGUCACAGGUAAAAAAGUCACAGAAAAAAAGUCACAGGAAAAA